Molecule: messenger RNA, 2766 nt
Organism: Penicillium mononematosum
Lineage: Eukaryota; Fungi; Ascomycota; Eurotiomycetes; Eurotiales; Aspergillaceae
Product: Sec23/Sec24 family protein
Exons: 6
Coding region: 1-2766 (921 amino acids)
Biological process (GO): intracellular protein transport; COPII-coated vesicle cargo loading; endoplasmic reticulum to Golgi vesicle-mediated transport
Cellular component (GO): endoplasmic reticulum exit site; COPII vesicle coat
Molecular function (GO): SNARE binding; zinc ion binding
Source: RefSeq, a predicted model, not a curated record
AUGGCCGACCCUUCAAUGUAUAACACAAUGGGCCAGGGGUCCAGCGAAGACCCCUCGAAUCCGCAAUACAUGGCUCAGGUUCCACCUCAGCAAUACCCAGCUGGGUAUCCUCCCGCCGCCGCACCUCUACAACCAGGAGCGCCUUACACCAACCCAGCACCGAAUCAGUGGCCCGCCUACGGCUCACCACAACAACCGGGUAUGGCGAGUCCCGGCAUCGCAUACAAUGCACCACAACAACCAAUGGGCACAGCAGUAGAUCCUGGUAUGGCAGGACUAGCCUCUCAGAUGGGCGGUUUGGGCAUUGCAGCAGAUGCGGGGGCCAGGACACACCGGAAGAAGCACCGUCAUGCUCACCACGACAUCGGGGGUGGUGCAGCACCUCCCGCGCAAGGAUUUAACACUGGCAUGGAUCAAGGAGGCUUGCAGCAGCCGCAGCCCCAGCAGCAACAGUCGCAGUUCCUGAACACAGGCUUGAACCAACAUGCUGACCGACCAGUUUCCCCGGCGGUGGGGUUGGUAUCUGGGCAGUCUGUCGCUGCGAUACCUGGUAUACAGAGUGGUGCAGGUUCUGUCCCUACUUCAGGCCGAAUUGACCCAGAGCAUAUUCCCAGCAUCCCGCGAUCGCGCGACCUACCCGCUCAGUACUAUUUCAACCAUGUCUACCCGACAAUGGAUCAACACCUCCCCCCACCAGCGGCGAUCCCGUUCGUAGCUCAGGACCAAGGCAACUCCUCUCCUAAAUACGCUCGUUUAACGCUCAACAACAUCCCCUCCGCCUCUGACUUCCUUACCUCGACCGGCUUGCCAUUGGGCAUGAUCCUGCAGCCCCUCGCGCCUCUGGAUCCCGGCGAACAACCGAUCCCCGUGCUGGACUUCGGGGAUGUUGAAUACUUUGCGCCGCUCGACCCAUCCGGUGCGCGUGUGGAUCGCAUGCAGCGUCCUGAACUGUUGAUGGGAACUGUGGAAUUUACGGUCCCGAAGGAGUACUGGAACAAAGAGCCUGUGGGCCUUCAAACCCUCUUUUUGAUCGAUGUCAGCCGGGAGUCGGUCCAUCGGGGAUUCCUCAAGGGUGUUUGCGCAGGUAUCAAGGAUGCUCUGUACGGUGAUGAUGAUAGGGCAUCAGAGGGCACCGAAGACGAUGGAUCUUCACGAAAAUUACCCGUUGGGGCGAAGGUCGGCAUUGUUACGUAUGAUAAGGAGGUGCACUUCUACAACCUGGCCGCGGCAUUGGAUCAGGCACAAAUGAUGGUUAUGACCGAUUUAGAUGAGCCAUUUGUGCCAUUGAGCGAAGGUCUCUUUGUGGACCCAUAUGAAUCGAAGUCUGUGAUCACUUCUCUUCUCAGUCGGAUACCCAAAAUCUUCUCUUCUAUCAAAAACCCCGAGUCGGCUUUGCUGCCGACAUUGAACUCGGCGCUCUCCGCACUGCAGGCUACAGGUGGCAAGAUCGUCUGCGCGGUGGCUAGCUUACCUACGUGCGGUCCUGGACACUUGGCUAUCAGAGAAGAUCCAAAGGUCCAUGGGACGGAUGCGGAACGUAAGCUUUUCACCACAGAAAACCCAGCUUGGAAGAAGACGGCAAGCAAGUUGGCUGAAGCUGGCGUCGGCGUGGAUCUGUUCAUGGCAGCCCCUGGUGGCACAUAUCUCGAUGUGGCAACAAUUGUGUCCGCCUAUCACGGAAACUUUGUCCAGCACACACUCGGCGCUGAUCUGGAGAUUGCCGGUGUUGAUGCCGAGAAGGCUGUUGGCGUGCUCUUCAGCUACGACGGUAAACUUGAUCCCAAGUUGGAUGCGCACUUCCAAGCCGCUUUGCUUUACACUUCCGCAGACGGUCAACGCCGUGUCCGAUGUAUCAACGUCGUGGCGGCGGUGAAUGAAGGGGGCCUGGAGACGAUGAAGUUUGUCGACCAGGAUGCCGUGGUCUCGGUUAUUGCCAAAGAGGCCGCCUCAAAAACCCUGGAUAAGAACCUCAAGGACAUCCGAGCCAGUAUCUCAGAGAAGACAGUCGAUAUCUUCAGCGGAUACCGCAAGAUCUUCUCGGGCUCGCACCCACCCGGUCAGCUAGUGCUACCCGAGAACCUGAAGGAGUUCUCGAUGUACAUGCUCAGCUUGGUCAAGUCAAGAGCAUUCAAGGCUGGCCCCGAGUCAUCAGACCGACGGAUACAUGACAUGCGCCUGAUUCGGUCAAUGGGAUGCACGGAAAUGGCGUUGUACCUCUACCCUCGCAUUAUCCCCGUGCACAACAUGCAGCCGGAAGAUGGGUUCGCGAAUGAGCACGGACAGCUCCAAAUCCCGCCCACCAUGCGAGCGAGCUACUCUCGUAUCGAAGAUGGUGGUGUCUACAUAGUGGAUAACGGCCAGGCAAUUCUACUCUGGAUACACGCGCAGGUCUCGCCCAAUUUACUGGAAGACCUAUUCGGACCGGGCCAAAACUCCCUCCAGGACCUGAACCCCAACACCUCGUCCCUGCCUGUGCUUGAGACGCACCUGAAUGCACAGGUGCGUAAUCUGCUGCAGUACUUGUCGACGGUGCGCGGGUCCAAGUCCGUAACGAUCCAACUGGCCCGGCAAGGCCUGGACGGGGCGGAAUACGAGUUCGCCCGACUCUUGCUGGAGGACCGGAAUAACGAGGCCCAGAGCUACGUGGACUGGCUGGUGCACAUCCACCGCCAGAUUAACUUGGAGUUGGCUGGUCACCGGAAGAAGGAGGAGGGCGGCGAGGGCGCAUUGGCUAGUUUGUCGGCCAUGCGCACUCCGUAUUGGUAG